GCUGAACCUAACGAGCGGCCCGCAAGUAUCUACUUAUCUCAAACUUAUCUACAUCCAGAUUGCCACGCGCCCCGGCCACGGAAAUCCGAGGGCCUAUAUGAUUCCUCACGGAACAGGAAACGCUCCCAACGCCGUUCCACCUCGAACUGCUGCGACGACGCACGGUGACUUGCCCUAAUCGGUGUACGGCCAAGAGCUCAUUUCCGCCCGCCCACCUCGAUCACGGACGCCCAACGCCAACACACCGGAGACAACUUCGCGCAUUAGUACCGAUACGAUGCCGCCACCCAUCAGCGACGCGGACAAACUGGGGUUCGAAGCCGCGUUCGCGCAGGCGCAGCAGAGCUUCGACGAGGGCGGCGUGCCUAUCGGCGCGGCGCUCGUCGUGCACGGCGACGCUGAGGCGGGCGCGGGCGGGGCACGCGAGGGCAGCGGACCGCGGCUGAUUGGACAGGGCCAUAACGAGCGCAUCCAGAAGAGCUCGGCGAUCCUCCAUGGAGAGAUCUCGGCCCUCGAUGACGCAGGGCGGCAGCUGCCUAGUGUCUAUCGCAACGCGACGAUGUACACGACGCUGAGUCCUUGCAGCAUGUGCACUGGCGCAAUAUUACUAUACAAGAUUCCGCGGGUCGUGAUCGGAGAAAACGCGAACUACCUAGGGGGCGAGGACCUUCUACGGAGCCACGGGGUGGAGGUGAUCGUAUUGGACGACGAGCGGUGCAAAAACCUGAUGGGACGGUACAUUCGAGAGAAACCUGAGGACUGGAAUGAGGAUAUAGGCGAGACGGGUUCGGGAUAAAGCGUGCACCUGCGGGCAGCGAGCGAGUCUUCAGCGGUGCAGGGCUUGCUAUCCAACAACCGCGGGCGACGAGGGUCCAAUCACCGCGGACGGCGGGGGUCCAAUCACCGUAGGCGGAGGGGGGCGGAGGGAUGUAGCCAAUGAACGCAGAACGAUUGCGGUGUAUCAUAUGCGUCUACGAUCAACUUGACUUUGUAGACCACCAUGCCUUAGAAGGUUGAGGCGUCGUGAUUGGUAGCACAAGGCACACA
Messenger RNA from Trametes versicolor FP-101664 SS1, 1047 nucleotides. Its product is annotated as cytidine deaminase-like protein. The record is from RefSeq and is a predicted model, not a curated record. Gene Ontology annotation, molecular function: diaminohydroxyphosphoribosylaminopyrimidine deaminase activity; zinc ion binding. The transcript is spliced from 5 exons. NCBI's taxonomy places the organism in Eukaryota, Fungi, Basidiomycota, Agaricomycetes, Polyporales, Polyporaceae. Gene Ontology annotation, cellular component: cytoplasm; nucleus. Bases 278 to 796 code for a protein of 172 amino acids.